This is a messenger RNA of Aureobasidium subglaciale EXF-2481, 1659 nucleotides long. RefSeq lists its product as uncharacterized. NCBI's taxonomy places the organism in Eukaryota, Fungi, Ascomycota, Dothideomycetes, Dothideales, Saccotheciaceae. The transcript has a single exon. The coding region runs from base 285 to 1487 and encodes 400 amino acids. The record is from RefSeq and is a predicted model, not a curated record.
GUCAAGUAGCAUUGGUGGCCGAAUGGAGCACAACAUUUAGCUCCCGCUUAUCCCCAGACAGUACGUCACUGAUAUUGCCGUGCUACGCGGAACCCGUGUCCGUGUCUCUCGAGAAGCAUUCGCACGACACCUGUAGUUUACCAUUAGCCUCAGGAACUGGUGACCUAUUCCAAAUGAACGAUGGGUCUCAGGGAAACAUCGACGUCACGUCUCGAGCUUGUAGCUAUGAGCUAUAAGUACAGCACCAGCUGCGAUCGCUUUGAUCAACACUUCACCUACGAACCAUGACUGCAUUGACUUUCCUCGCUCUCGCCGGCUUAGCCGCUGCUGAUUAUACCAGCCAAUUUGGUGGUGCCAUUCCCGCUGGACUUUGCGCACCCAACACUGCUGGCUUCACGAACCCUACAAUCCAGCCCUCUCGCGGUGGUGCUGCUAUCUGUGUUUCUGGAGAUGUUGCCGUUCAAGCCUCUGCACAAAAUGUCAAGUUCAACUUCAACAUUCCUGCCAACGAAUCGGAAGUCACGGAUACUUUCCUGAAGUACAUUACUUCGGGCUCGACAUUCGCUCAGAGCAUCAUGGGAGGUAUGCAGACUAUCUCCGGCAACUACACCAUUGGCGCGACUCUCUGUAUGCCUGCAAAUGGCACCAUUCCCAGCUCUGUGCAGCUUCUCACUCACGGAAUUGGAUUCGAUCGCUACUACUGGGACUUCGCCCCAGGCUACAGCUACGUUGACUAUGCCGUUGAGCAAGGCUACGCCACCUUCAGUUAUGACCGUCUUGGUGUUGGCAAGUCUGCUACUCCCGAUCCGAUUCAAGUAGUCCAAGGACCUCUUGAGGCCAGCAUUGCCAACCAGCUCGCCUUGUCUCUUCGCAACUCCGCCUUUGCCAACGCAAACUUUUCCACUGUGAUCGGUGUUGGUCACAGUUUCGGUAGUGCGAUCACUCAAUCAGUCACGCACAACCACCCCUCCACCUUUGACGCUGCCAUUCUGACCGGAUUCUCUGGCAAUCAAACCGCUAUCGCCGCCUUCGUCACCGCUUUGAACCUCCAGAUCGCUUCCCAGAACCAGCCUUACAGAUUCUCCGGCCUCAACAACGGUUACCUCGUCGAUUACUCGGCGGUAAGCAAUCAAUACGGUUUCUUCCGCUCUCCCAACUUCGAUCCUGCAAUCCUCGCCGCUGGAGAAGCAGCAAAGGGAACUGUCACAUUCGGAGAACUCUUCACCCAAGCUGCCAUCGCUGGUGUUGCAAGCAAUUUCACUGGGCCUGUUGCUAUUGUCAACGGUGACGCUGAUCUCCCCUUUUGUUUCGGAAACUGCAGUUACCCUAUGAAUCUUGCUCAGGCUGCUGUUACCAUGCUGUACCCUGCUGCUUCGGCUACUGGCAACUACUUGGCUCCUUUGACUGGUCAUGGCGUAAACUUGCACUACACUGCUCUGGACGCUUACAAAUACAUUGGCAGCUUCCUCAAGCAGAACAGAUACUAGAUGUGGGAGGAAAGAGACAAGUGAAAUGUAAUGUUUAGUGUUUAGCGAAAUUGUGUAGAACUGAAUACAACCGUAUUAAUUUCCGAAGUGGUCUCUCCCAAAUACAAAACCGGCAGUCUUCUUUGACUAAUUCGAACCCACCUUUGUCUUGUGAGCUGUACGGUGAUAACUU